Xenopus tropicalis (tropical clawed frog) is the source of this 8239-nucleotide messenger RNA. It is a transcript of the gene hivep3, whose product is annotated as HIVEP zinc finger 3. Gene Ontology annotation, cellular component: nucleus. Gene Ontology annotation, biological process: regulation of DNA-templated transcription. The transcript is spliced from 10 exons. The record is from RefSeq and is a predicted model, not a curated record. NCBI's taxonomy places the organism in Eukaryota, Metazoa, Chordata, Amphibia, Anura, Pipidae. Bases 865 to 7287 code for a protein of 2140 amino acids.
UCCUUUGCUUAGUGGGCGCGUCUAGUUUCUGUCUGACAGCAGAGGAGGGCGGUACGUACCAAUUCCCCUCACAGGGGUGUUCCGCGGCGGUUGCGGAGGCCCAUAGUGAAGUGUGAAGUUGGGAUGUGAGGCAGAAUGACAUCCCCGGCUAACCCUGCUCCUCCGCCUGGAGCUGCCUGGGAAACGGCGGGUGCAGCUAAGGGUCCGUGACGUCACCGAGCCGCAAGGUUGCGAAUAUAUGACAUCAUCUGUGACCCUACUGCAGGAAGAAAAUACAAAGUGGCAUAGUAUUCCUGCACAGAAAAUCUGUUAAUUAAGCCGCUGAAGAAACACUGAAUGCAGAGCAGACACGAGCAUGGUGCAGAACACCCACAUGUUGGAUCAAUGAAGUUUACACGAAGGAGCACCAGUGCACUGAAUAGUGGUCUGCAGUGCUAAAACUUUGAGAAGGGACUCAUUUAUAUGACUGCAGUGAACACUUUGCAGUUACCAAGCACUGUUUAAAAAGAUACAUUCAAAGACUAUGUUAAAGUUUGGAAGAGGAAUGAAGAGAUAAAAAUGGCUAGACUCAAAUUUUCUAAAAAGUUUAAAUUUGUACUAGACGACUUCCUGCUUGUCCUGCGGUUUAAAUGACUUAUUAUGGAUUACAAAAACUGAAACUUGGAUUCUUUUUUUUUUUUUUUUUAUUUCAUUUCACAAAAGACUAAAAGUGACUAAAAGUUAAAAAAAAAAACUAUUUUCUGCUCUUAAGCUUUGCUUUCAGGAGUUGCAAUGCAAGUUUUAAGCAACUCUUACCAUGAUUAUUAGUCCGUGCUGUCCCCCAGGACUUUACAAACCUAGGACUGGGAGCCUUUGUUGUAGGUAAUGGAGCCAGAGAAAAGCCAGAAGAGCACAAGGAAGUUGGAGGAAGGUGUGAGGAAAAGGCUGUCCAAAGAAGAGGCUUUACAGGUCCCAUCAUCUCCAGCAGGCUUACCUUCUAAGCCGCCAGGGGAAGUUGUUGUACAACAGAGUUUUCCAAGCUCCUUAAAAAUUCCAAGAGAGGGACCCCCCAGAAGGGUAGGGAGGCCGUGCAAACCCAAAGGUCCACUCAGUGAACAGCUGUCAAAGUCACAGACAACAUCACCAGCAUUUAUGGCUCCCCGGGCUGCACCAGAUCAUAGCCUUGAAGGGUCGACAUGGCAAGUUGUAGAUCCAAUACAUCCAGGUCCAUCCAGUUCCUAUUCUGCCCUACAUGCCAGGAUUACCUGUCCCACAGAGGACCCUUCUCAGAAAACUUAUCUUCACCGACCAACUGAGGUUUCUGUUAAACAAGGAGAGGAACCCCACAAAAAAGAAAAGAAGCCUCAAAAACCAGGCAAAUAUAUUUGUCAGUACUGCAGUCGGCCAUGUGCCAAGCCCAGUGUUCUCCAAAAACAUAUCAGGUCUCAUACAGGGGAGCGUCCAUACCCCUGCAUUCCAUGUGGAUUUUCUUUCAAAACAAAAAGCAAUCUGUACAAACAUAGGAAAUCUCAUGCUCACAGAAUAAAAGCUGGUCUGGCCUCAGAAACUGGAGGAGAGAUGUAUCCGCCCUGUUUAGAGAUGGAGCAACUAGGAGGUGAGGAAAUUGAUUAUCCUACUGAAGGAGAAAGCACAGAUUCUGAGGAAGAGACAAGCACAAUGUUAAGCCUAACAGAGCUCUCUCCACGACAAAAGCAAUGUCAUUCAUCCUUUAUAGUAGGCCAGAAAGUUUUGAGCCAUGAACUUACUUCUGUACCACAUCCAUCUGUAUCCAUAAAACCAGAGGAGUUUACUCAAUUUGGAGACCCCUCCAUGGAUCCUCUUCAUAAAUCAGAAGACACCCAUACCAUAAAACAGAAACUAGCCUUGAGGCUUAGUGAGAGAAAAAAGGCAAGUGAAGAGCAGAUGUUUCUCAGCCCAGGGAGCAAAGGAAGCACAGAAUCAGGUUAUUUUUCACGUUCAGAAAGUGCAGAACAGCAGCUUAGCCCGCCCAACACCAAUGCUAAAUCUUAUGCAGAAAUAAUUUUGGGAAAAUGUGGAAGAAUUGGGCAAAGAUCGACAAUGACUACACCUGCUCUUCAGCAAGGACCUACUGAAGAAAAGCCAAGUAUAGGGCCUAUAUCAGUGCCCAGGACUCAGGUCAUUGAACACAUCACCAAGCUCAUUACUAUUAAUGAGGCUGUGGUAGAUACCAGUGAGAUUGACAGUGUAAAACCAAGGCGAAGCUCACUAUCAAGACGGAGCAGUAUAGAAUCUCCAAAAGCUGCUUUGUAUCGAGACCCUUUCCAGUUUGAUCCAAAAUGCCUACCCGAAAAAACAAAAGGUGAGCACUCAUUUUUAUCACUUAAGCAAUCUCAUAGUGCCACAGAGACUGUGCCUCUUCUCCGAAGCCACUCAAUGCCUUCCUCUGCCUGCACUAUAAGCUCUCCACACACUUUCCGAGCAAGCUACUCAUUUGAUGACAGGAUUGUUGAACCUGCAGUCUCGAGCCAAAGCCACGUCUUCUCCUCACACCCACGGCUUCUGAAGAGACAACCAGCAAUUGAGCUGCCUUUGGGAAUGGAGUACACCUCAGAGGAAUGUAGCUCAGUAAUUAAAGAUACCCCAUGCAAGCCAUCAGAUGAACUGGAAGUUAAAGAAAGUGAGCUUUCUAAAAAGUCAGGGAAAGUUGGAAGAGCCAAGGGCUUGUAUGAAUGUAAUAUUUGUGGUGCUCGUUACAAGAAAAGGGGCAACUACGAAACUCAUAAGAAAUACUAUUGCUCAGAACUGCAGACUUUAAAACCACAAAUUGCUGGUGAUCAAGGGUCUGUGGAAACAAGAAAAGGAUUUACAGAACAUGAAAAAUGGCCUCAUAUGCUCCAUUAUAAAGUCAGUCCAGGCCUAGAGCAGUCUACUAUAAGGAAAAGAAGAAUAGUGAAGAGUCCAGGUGAUGAUGAAGAAAGUCAAUCUUUUGAUAUGCCUGAGAGUCAGGCAACUUCUGUAGCACCAGGAUCCCCCUUCACAUUAUCAGAUAGAGCUUUAAACAUACAUAGGGAUGCUGGGAAGACAGCCACAGAUUAUAGUGAAUCAGUUUCAGUGUCUGAUGUGCAGUGUCGAAUGCCAGCCUUGGAGAGUAAAGAAAAGGCUGUCCUCUCUAAAGAAAUAUCAGUUAUCCAGCAUACCAGUUCCUUUGAGAGAUCAGAGUCAAUGGAACAACUAAGCAGUUUUGAUGAGGAAGAUAAACCAGCAGCACUAGCAUCUUUAUGUUCUGCAAGACACACUCCUCACUCAUUGCAGCCUAGACUGGUUCGUCAGCACAACAUUCAGGUACCAGAAAUUUUAGUAACAGAGGAACCAGAUAAAUCCGAAACAGAUCUUGAGCCACCUCCCAAAGAGCAGGGAAAAGCAGAAGAAUUCCAGUGGCCUCAGAGAAGUCAGACACUCUCUCAGCUACCUGCAGAGAAACUUCCUCCAAAAAAGAAGAGACUGCGCUUAGCAGAGAUGACCCAGUCCUCUGGAGAAUCCAGCUUUGAAUCUAUGUCCCUUACAAGAAGUCCAAGCCAAGAAAGCAGUGUUUCCCAUGCCUCAAGCCGUUCGGUUUCAUUUGAAAGGGAGGAGGGCUUUAAGGCUGAGAUGCAAUGUCAAACAUCUGAGUCACCUUCUAAGUCUCAGGGUCAUCAUAUGCUAACUGUGCCCUCACAUCAUCAUCAUGCAAGAGAGAUGAGAAGAUCUGCAUCAGAACAGACUCCUAAUGUGUCUCAAACACCUCAGAUAUCAGAAAACAGAAGCAAAUCUUUUGAUUAUGGAAAUUUAACAUCCCCAGCUUCAACAUCCAGUCCUACUGCUCAGGAAAGGAGAAAAUGCUUUUCCAUCCGUCAGACUUCCCUUAGUAAACAUGUAGCACAUGAACCUGAUAUGAUGCUCAGAGACUGGAGUGAAACAGAGCAGCCAUCUUCAUCUAGCCAUAUCAUUGCUAAAAGUGUUUUCUAUCAGUCUUCUGUCACUUCACAAAAGGAUCAGAAGAGUGAUUCUCCUCAACCAAAACAAACUCCUAAAGCAGUUCAGCCCAAUACUGAAUUACAAGAGAAAGCCUGUUUAUCACAUCAGCUUCCUGUUUUACCACAUCCCCUAAUACUACCUAAACAAUCUUCAGAGCUUUUUCCUUCUCAGCCACUGUCUGAUAUUCUUUCUGCUCCAUUUUCUCUUCCUUCAGUUACUCCAUCUGUCUUUCACAGACCACCUAUUGCACUACUUCACCCAGAUCAUCUUCAGAUACCACAUCAUCUAAAUGAACAAACUAUGGGUACUUCUUUCAGACAGCUGCCUCCAUAUGUACACUUGCCUUAUCCAGGAUCCUCACCAUUUUCACCAACUUUAUUUAUUCCAGUACAACCCCAGUUUGCUUUGUCAACUCCAACUGAAAUUGAAGGACAUUAUUCUCAGUUAAAAUCAGUUAUCCCCCCUCCCAUUGGUGUAUCUAGUGUAUCACCACACAAAGAUUAUUUCUCUGAGGCACUGCAUUGCCCAUCUCACAGUCCACUCACUUCAGAGCCUUCUUCUCAGGGGGUUACUGUACAUUCAGAUCCAGUGGUUUCGCUUGUGGUUCCUGUGAGACUUCAAACACAUAUGCCGUCCAUUGGUAGUGCAAUGUAUACCACUCUUUCUCAAAUCUUAGUUACCCAUUCACAUUGCAGUCCAUCUGCAUUAGUUAUACAGAGGCUUGAGAACCAGUCUGAAGGAUCUCAUGGCUCUAAUUUGGCACAUAUUUUACCAGUACAUCAGGAUAAUCUCCUUCAAACACCCUAUCUUAGGGUGCCAUUUACAAAGGUGGAAACCACCCACUAUAUGCCACUUGCAUCAUCUUCUGAAAGUGCACUGGGAUCAGAUCUAAGCUCUGCAUCUGUUGGGGGCAGUAAACGAAUGUUAUCUCCUGCUGGCAGCUUGGAACUUACAAUGGAGACUCAGCAGCAGAAGAGAGUGAAAGAGGAAAAUGUCCCAGAAGAGGGGGGGCACUGUGAGAUGUUGAAGGCACAAGAUGAAGGUAGAACAGUAAGCACUGAUACAGUUGUCAGCUUAGCAAAAGGCAGGCUAGAGCAGUUGCCAUCCUGCCAAGCCAUCCAUGAGGAUUCAUCACCAAAAGCCAGCAGCAAAAGUCUAUCUCCAACACUUGCAGGCCCAUCCCACACCAAGUCACCUGAGGAAUAUAAAGAGCAGAUAUAUUCAUGUAAAAUAACUGUUAAAACAGAACAUCCUGAGGAACUUGUUGAACCCCUUUCCACAUACACUUCUUUGAGCACCAGGGUACCGGUCAACCUUUAUGUGCCGGGUGGAUCAGAAGUUACAGAAACUAAAAAGGUGCAGACUUUCCCUACUCUGCACACAACCACUAAUGUCAGUUGGUGCUACUUGAAUUAUGUUAAGCCAAAUCAUGCCCAGCAAACCGACCGAAGGGCUUCUGUUUACGGUAGCUGGUGCAUCAGUCUGUACAACCCCAACCUUCCAGGCAUAUCCACAAGGGCAGCACUCUCCCUGCUAAGGUCCAAGCAAAAGACUAGCACUGAGAUCUAUACAACAGCCGAUACCACACACUCUGACACAGAUUUGGUUGUGCCCUCCAGAGUCCGAAAACCCAAAAUGACAGAGGCUCACUUACCCCCUCGUGUGCAGAAGGAAGUACCAAAUGCAGAAAAGGAGGAAGACAAGAGAGGAAAGCCAGAGGAUACAGGGCCAACUGUCAGGCGGAGUGAACCAGCACGCAUUCGGAUAUUUGAAGGAGGGUACAAAUCCAAUGAGGAGUAUGUCUAUGUAAGAGGUCGCGGACGAGGGAAAUACGUGUGUGAGGAGUGUGGAAUUCGAUGCAAGAAACCAAGCAUGCUAAAAAAGCAUAUUCGUACCCACACUGACCUCCGACCCUAUGUUUGCAAACAUUGUAACUUUGCUUUUAAAACCAAAGGGAACUUGACUAAACACAUGAAAUCCAAAGCACAUAGUAAAAAGUGCCAGGAACUAGGACUGCUGCCACCAUCCCAAGCAGAGCUGGAUGCAGAAGAAGGGACCAGUGAUGAACGAUGGCAGGAUAGUGAUUUGCUUGAAGAGCACCAGUUCUCAGACUUUGAGGACUCUGACGAUGAUGAAGAUUCUGAUGAAGAGGACGAUGAGGAAGAAGAUGAAGAGGAAAGCCAGGAAGAAAAGCACCCUUCACCAACAGUGAGAGACUCUCCUAAUGAACCUACACAAGAUCCUGAGACUGCAGGAAGUUCUCCAGCAUACCAGUUCUCCCCAAAUCCCUUUCCCACUGUAGAGGCCCCUGAGAAAGACAACCGAGCAAGGAGCUUUGACUUGCCUGCCUCCCGAGAUACUUUGUCUUGUAGGCGAUGGUCUCCUGGCAAGGAAGUAUCAGGAUGCAGUAGGCCAGGUCCUUCAAGGAGGCAUCUUUUACAAAAGAGAGAAACCUCGCCAAAAUGCUUUUCGACAACUGGUUGUCCUUCACCCCGCAGGGGCAUGUCACCAUGCCAACGAUUGGCAUCUGCAAAAGAAGUUUCUCCUUUGCGGUGUAUUUCCCCUCGACACCUGUCUCCGCAUCGAGAUCUAUCACCAAGGACCUACAUGUCACCUGAGCGUGGGGCCUCCCCACCAGUGAGACAUAUUUCCCCAAGUAGAGAGUUGACAGGUCUUCAGUGCACAACUCUUAGACCUGGACUCGCUUCACCACCUCGUUAUGCAUCCCCUGGAAGGGAUGAGCAGCAACUAAGUAGAUCAGAGACUCAGACACACAUUAAAGUUCAGCAAGGGUUUUUUUCAUCCCUGGCUCUACCUCAUCGGACUUCUGAGGCUGCAUGCAACAAACAGAAGUUGGGACCAUCUAAUUUCCCAGUCAUGUUAAGACCCCUCUGCUCACAGCUUACACCUCACUACCUGGCAAGAAGUGCAGAAAACUUGUUCACCCACCUACCGCUGCACUCUCAGCAUCUGCAAAGAACCCCUUACCCAAUGAUACCAAUUGGGGGCAUCCAAAUGGUUCAGGCGCGACCUAGCCCUCACCCAGAACUGUUGGGGCAAUCAUUCUUUGAACCACAACCUGGAGAUCUUGAAGCAGUGCCAUUUGAACAGCAGCACCAAGAAGAAAAUGAUGAACAAAUCAGGACUAGCAGGAAAGAGGAGGCAAAAGACAGGGUAAUACCCCCUAUCAGCACAGCCCCAACAGUUUCUCCCUCAAGCACUUACUGCCAAACAGCUUCCACCCCUCCUCAGCCUGAGAUGUCCCAAGCUGAAACUGACCUAUGCCAUGGGGAGCAUGUGGGAGAAGGAUGACUGGACACCUUUGAUAGGGAACACCCUCCUUUAAAACUCUCCUUAUGAUAUCUUGUAUGUUCAGGAUAUAGGGUGAUCUUUUCAAGAUACAAGAAAGAAACCCCUUUAGGAGAAAAGAUUAUCCUAGGAUAUGGAAUAUGGAUCCUGUAAAGGAUAUAUAGUAGGAAUCCUAGGAUGUAUGAUAAUGGGCUUGUGAAGUUAGUUAAGGAUCUGUUAAGGAUACAUGGAAAGAAUCCUCGAAUAAGCAGGCGAGUUUUGGUUGCACAGUGUUUGGAUUAUAGAGUGAGAAUACUGUGGUAUGGGAUGGCAGUCCUUUCAGUAUAAAGGGCAUUUCCUAGGUCUGGAAUAAAGGUCCCUUGUGGAUAUAAGAUCGACAGCCUAGGUUACAAGAGAGACUUUCUUAUAGAAUAUGGGAUGGAUAUCCAUGGUACGGAAAAGGGAUCAAUUUAGGAUUUAAAGUAAGGAUGCUUAUGGUACAGUUUACCAAUCCUUUUAAAAUUAUGUUAGGAUUAUAAUAGACAUCCUGGAUCUUUUUUUAAUCUACAACAUGAAUUAUUUUAGGAACACAGAGAAGUUCUGCUUCUUCCCAUUCUUGGCUUGGAGAGAGUGACUACCUUCAUUUCAUUCCAUUUAGCUCUCUUCCUUUCCCCUUAGUACACUACUCCCUCUUUCAUAUGCAGUUUAUCUGUGCCUUUUAUAACCAAUUUGCUUUUAAAAUGCAAAUCACAAUAAUCCUACAAGGAAAACGGAACUUUCAAUGCUGUGAAAUAAUGUGAAAUAUUUGUAUCAUGCACCCAUUCGUAAGAAACAAUUAGGUGGGAAUACAUUCUGUGACUACCCUGCUCUGGGAGCCCCACCCAUUGUUACUUUAAUGUGAUAUUGAGAUCUGGGUAGGACGUGCACUGAAAAAUUUAAGGUGUUUUAUUUGAAUUAUUUUUAUUUCUAACAUAUA